CCCGCACUAGGCGGCGCCACUCGCUCCCUCCGCGGGCUUCUCAGCUCUUGAUUCUCCAAGAGAAGAAAAACCGCCCAUCGUCUUUCUUUUUUCAAAAUGGCCGAAUACUUGGCGUCGAUUUUCGGCACAGAAAAAGACAAGGUCAACUGUUCUUUCUACUUUAAAAUUGGAGCGUGUCGCCAUGGAGACCGAUGCUCUAGACUCCAUAACAAGCCUACUUUCAGCCAGACCAUUGCUCUGUUGAACAUUUACCGGAACCCACAAAACACAGCCCAGUCUGCGGAUGGCAUAAAUGCUGUCAGUGAUGUGGAGAUGCAGGAACACUAUGAUGAGUUCUUUGAGGAGGUCUUCACUGAAAUGGAAGAGAAAUAUGGAGAGGUUGAGGAGAUGAAUGUGUGUGAUAAUCUAGGAGAUCACCUGGUGGGAAACGUCUACGUGAAGUUCCGGCGUGAAGAGGAUGCAGAGAAAGCAGUGAUUAACUUGAAUAACCGCUGGUUUAACGGCCAGCCCAUCCAUGCUGAGCUCUCGCCUGUCACUGAUUUCAGAGAGGCCUGUUGUCGACAGUAUGAAAUGGGAGAGUGCACUCGAGGAGGCUUCUGCAACUUCAUGCACCUGAAGCCGAUCUCACGAGAACUCCGAAGAGAACUGUAUGGACGCAGGAGGAAGAGGCAUCGCUCUCGCUCCCGUUCCCGUGAACGCCGCUCUCGCUCUAGAGAACGCAAUAGAGGAGGUGGAAGAGAACGAGAGAGACGGAGGUCAAGAGAUAGAGAACGCUCCGGACGCUUUUAAAAAUGUCCUUCUUUCUUGAAACCAACAUUCAAUCCCCGAGUCCUCCUGCCCUAGUCUUUCCUGAUGAAAUGUGAUAAAUGUUGAAUUUAUUUCCUCCCUGACUUCUUUGUCCUCUGACCUUUUUAUGCGAGAUUCCUUUGCUUUUCAAUAAAGUUACCUUAAUCAGUU
This is a messenger RNA of Puntigrus tetrazona (Sumatra barb), 957 nucleotides long. RefSeq names its product U2 small nuclear RNA auxiliary factor 1 (gene u2af1). Lineage: Eukaryota; Metazoa; Chordata; Actinopteri; Cypriniformes; Cyprinidae. Gene Ontology annotation, molecular function: metal ion binding; pre-mRNA 3'-splice site binding. Gene Ontology annotation, cellular component: spliceosomal complex; U2AF complex. The coding region runs from base 97 to 789 and encodes 230 amino acids. Gene Ontology annotation, biological process: mRNA splicing, via spliceosome. The record is from RefSeq and is a predicted model, not a curated record. The transcript is spliced from 8 exons.